AAAAAACUUAGUUAAGAAAAAAAUAUACAAGUCAUCAAGAUGAAUAUACAAACCAUAAAGUUUAAUAACUAUAUAUUUAUAUAUUCUUGAUUAAGAUUCAGGAAAAGACUAUAUAAACGAGUAUAUGCAUAAGCAAAGUCGUGUAUCAAACUCUUUCAUUUUCUUCUACCUCCUUUCAUCUCACAUACGUAGAAACAAAAACAAACAAAAAAAAAGCAGAAAAGAAAAAUGGGAUUUUGUUUGUGUUUAUCCUCGGGAGGAUCAACAGAUCGAAAUCAGAUUUAUGAGAUAAAUGAUUAUGGACAAGAAAAUGCAGUUUUAUACUCUGAACAACAUGAUGAACCUCGAGACUUUGGUUCUGUCUCUUCUUUAACUGGAGGCAAGGGCUUUAACCAAGAUGCUGCCAUUCUCCACUUGGGAUAUGGAACAGAAGAAGGAGGGUUAUGUGGAGUGUUUGAUGGGCAUGGAGAGAGAGGUGAACUGGUGAGCAAGAUCGUAAGAAACCAAUUGCCAUCUUUGUUGUUGGGUCAUAUGAAUAAUCAUUCAGUGACUCGAGACUGGAAACUCAUUUGUGAAACUGCACUUUUGGGGAUGGACAAGAGAAUUCUUAAACUCAAAAACACUCUCGACUGCUCUUCCUCCGGAACUGCUGCUGUUCUCGCCGUUAAACAUGGAAAUCAAGUGAUGGUGGCAAAUCUAGGAGAUUCAAGGGCUAUUAUGAUUGGAACAAGUGAGAAUGGAGAAACCAAGGUGGUUCAGUUGACCAAUGACCUGAAGCCAAGUGUCCCAAGUGAAGCAGAGAGAAUAAGGAAACGCAAUGGAAGGGUGUUAGCUUUAGAGGCAGAGCCUCACAUUCUGAGAGUAUGGCUUCCACAUGAAAACCGGCCCGGUUUAGCCAUGUCUAGGGCUUUGGGUGAUUUCCUCCUCAAGAGCUAUGGUGUCAUUGCGAUUCCUCAAGUCUCUACGCAUCAAAUCACCUCUCGCGACCAAUUUCUGCUCCUUGCUUCCGAUGGGGUGUGGGAUGUACUUAGUAACGAAGAAGUGGCUACGGUGGUGAUGAAAUCGGCGAGUGAGGCAGGAGCGGCCAACGCGGUGACAGAGGCGGCGGCUAAUGCAUGGAGACAGAAAUAUCCGACGGCUAAGGUUGAUGACAUCUCUGUCGUGUGCCUCUAUCUCAACAAGAAGAAUCAUCCUCAGCCACAAAUAUAAUUAAACAAAACCAGUUGAGAAAAAAAAAAACAAAUAAUGACUAAUCAAAGAUGGAUGACACAUUGACACGACAGCUUACUCAAGACUUCUGUGUUUUGCCUACGAGUGUGACUGUAUAUAUAUAUAUAUAUAUAUAUAUAUCUAUGUAUACCGUUGUAUGUUAAGUCGUGUGAUUUAGGAAAUAAAUGAUCCUAGAUACUAGAAGUGGUGUGUGUCGUGGGAUAAAAGCAAAAAGGACUUGGACAUAACACGAACACACGUCAUGGGAAUCUAUUUAUUGGAGCUAGAUACCGGAAAUCGGAAUACUUCAAUUUUAUUUCCAAACUCUUCUGUAAUUGCUAUAUAAAUUUGAUAAUAACAUCUAACAAAGAUGAUA
This is a messenger RNA of Thlaspi arvense, 1585 nucleotides long. NCBI's taxonomy places the organism in Eukaryota, Viridiplantae, Streptophyta, Magnoliopsida, Brassicales, Brassicaceae. The record is from the annotation of a GenBank genome assembly.